This is a messenger RNA of Lipotes vexillifer (Yangtze River dolphin), 1750 nucleotides long. It is a transcript of the gene NARS2, whose product is annotated as asparaginyl-tRNA synthetase 2, mitochondrial. The record is from RefSeq and is a predicted model, not a curated record. Gene Ontology annotation, molecular function: ATP binding; asparagine-tRNA ligase activity; nucleic acid binding. Gene Ontology annotation, biological process: asparaginyl-tRNA aminoacylation. The transcript is spliced from 14 exons. The coding region runs from base 1 to 1434 and encodes 477 amino acids. Gene Ontology annotation, cellular component: mitochondrion. Lineage: Eukaryota; Metazoa; Chordata; Mammalia; Artiodactyla; Lipotidae.
AUGUUCGGGGCCCGGUGCCUGCUCCGAGCCCUGCGCUCCUGUUCCUCGGCUCCCUGCCCAAGGCACAAACCUUCAGCCAAACUGAGCGUGCGGGACGCUCUCGGGGCCCAGAACGCAAGUGGGGAGCGCGUUAACGUCCAGGGAUGGAUUCGUUCAGUCCGAUCCCAGAAGGAAGUCUUGUUCCUGCAUGUAAAUGAUGGGUCAUCUUUGGAAAGCCUUCAGGUUGUAGCAGAUUCAAGCUUUGUCAGUAGAGAACUGGCGUUUGGGAGUUCUGUGGAAGUUCAAGGGCAGCUGGUAAAAAGUUUGUCCAAAAGGCAAAAUGUGGAACUGAAGGCAGAAAAAAUUGAAGUUGUUGGAAAUUGUGAUGCCAGGGCUUUCCCUUUUAAAUAUAAAGAGAGGCAUCCUCUGGAGUAUCUGAGACAAUAUCCUCACCUUAGGUGUAGGACUAAUGUUCUGGGUUCUAUACUGAGGGUUCGCAGUGAAGCCACAGCUGCUAUCCAUUCUUUCUUUAAGGACCGUGGCUUUGUGCAUAUUCAUACUCCAGUAAUCACAUCCAAUGACUGUGAGGGGGCUGGAGAACUUUUUCAAGUUAAACCUUCAAGCAAAAUAAAGGUAUCUGAGGAGAAUUUCUUCAAUGUUCCUGUUUUCUUAACUGUCUCAGGACAACUUCAUCUAGAAGUGAUGUCAGGAGCUUUUACUCAAGUGUUUACCUUUGGUCCAACAUUCCGAGCAGAGAAUUCUCAGAGCCGGAGACACCUGGCAGAGUUUUAUAUGGUAGAAGCAGAGAUUUCUUUUCUUGAGAGCCUUCAAGAUCUCAUGCAGGUUAUGGAGGGCCUCUUCAAGACUACAACAAUGACAGUUCUCUCAAAUUGUCCUGAAGAUGUUGAACUCUGUCACAAAUUCAUAGCUCCUGGCCAAAAGGACAGAUUAGAACAUAUGCUAAAAAACAACUUUCUAAUCAUUUCUUAUACUGAGGCAGUGGAGAUCUUAAAGCAGGCAUCCCAGAACUUCACCUUCACUCCAAAGUGGGGUGCUGAUCUACACACUGAACAUGAAAAGUACCUGGUGAGGCACUGUGGCGACGUACCAGUCUUUGUCAUUAAUUAUCCAUUAGCACUCAAGCCCUUCUACAUGAGGGAUAAUGAAGACAGCCCUCAGCACACAGUUGCUGCUGUUGAUCUUCUAGUUCCUGGAGUUGGAGAACUCUUUGGGGGAAGCCUCAGAGAAGAACGGUACCAUUUCUUAGAGCAGCGAUUGGCCAGGUCAGGACUGACAGAAGCCUACCAAUGGUAUCUGGACCUCCGUCGAUUUGGAUCUGUGCCACAUGGAGGUUUUGGGAUGGGAUUUGAACGCUAUCUGCAGUGCAUCUUGGGAAUUGACAAUAUCAAAGAUGUUAUCCCUUUUCCAAGAUUUACUCAUUCGUGUCUUUUGUAGCUGAAAACUGCUUAAGGAAAACCACCCUGUGCCAGAGGUACUGCACAUGAAUAUACAUACAGGAGAAUGCAUGUUUGAACUGUAGAAAUGCAGAAGUUUUCAAUAUGUAAUUGUCAUGCCAGAAGAUACAUGAAAGAUACAUGUGAUCAUGAUUUUCAUUGAAAGUUGAAGGCAUUUCAUGGAAAGAUGAACUCCAUCAAGAAGAGGUACUUAUAGCAGAUAGAAUCUCAAAGCUAUUGUAUCAAUUAAGAAAAAAAUGAAGAAAUUGAACUAGAUGAUCUCAAAGGUCCUUUCAAACUCUAGGACAGGAUGAAAU